Molecule: messenger RNA, 6322 nt
Organism: Mytilus trossulus (common blue mussel)
Lineage: Eukaryota; Metazoa; Mollusca; Bivalvia; Mytilida; Mytilidae
Product: E3 ubiquitin-protein ligase RNF123-like
Exons: 36
Coding region: 154-3801 (1215 amino acids)
Cellular component (GO): cytoplasm
Molecular function (GO): protein binding; ubiquitin-protein transferase activity
Source: RefSeq, a predicted model, not a curated record
AUAAAUUUGAGUUGUUAGGCACUUCCUGGUUCAAAUCACUGGUCAAGUGUACCAAAACAAAACAAAAAUAGGGUGAUCUCUGCAAGAAAAUUUUAAAAUGAAUAGACUAAUGACAACUUGAUAUUUAUCAAGCCACAUCUUAUAGUUGUGAAAAUGGCUGAAGCAGCAUACAAGGGAGGGAUAUAUGUUAGAUCAGAACAAGAUCAGGAUACUGGUUCAGAAGAUCCUUACCUCAAAGAAAUUCUUGAUGUUGUAUUUCAUCAUAAAGAAGAAGGAGCCACAGCUGCUGUGUAUGAAACAAGCAAGCCAACAGGUUUAAUGAAUUUACAGUAUUUCCUUGGCAGUGUUAUGGAAAGUCCUAAAUCUGAAAUCAAAGUAAAGAAAGGAAAUAAAGAAAACACAUCUGGAAGGAUUGGUCCUUCAGAAGUUGUGUUUGACUUCAGAUCUAAUGGCGGAAGUGGGAUAGUAGCUGUGGAGUCGCACAGACUUGAAGUCACAAGUUGUAGCAAUUUUAGUACCAUUCGAGCCAAUUGUUGUGUCUUCAAGGGUAAAUGGGUUUAUGAAGUAAUGUUAGGAUCAGAGGGAAUGAUGCAGAUUGGAUGGUGCACAAUUAAUUGUAAAUUUUUUCAUGAGGAAGGUGUAGGAGACACGGUUGAUUCAUAUGCUUUUGACGGGAACAGAGUCAGAAAAUGGAACAAAACAACACAGAGAUAUGGAGAGGCAUGGACCACAGGUGAUAUUAUAAGUUGUGCUAUUGAUUGUGAUGAAGGAACAGUUACCUUUUAUAGGAAUGGUAAAAAUAUGGGAAAAGCUUUUACGAAUAUAAAUCUUGGACCAGGAUAUGCAUAUUUCCCUGCGGUUAGUUUGGCAGCAUCAGAAAAUCUUAGAGCCAAUUUUGGAGCAACACCUCUCAGAUACCCUAUAGAAGGUUAUAGACCCUUACAGGACCCACCUACUGAUGAAAUAGCCAAAGCUUGGUAUCUGUUGGACUACCUGGAAAAUCUCCUCCCUUAUGUAAACUCAGGUGAUCAGUUUCCAGAUGACUCUUUGUUGAAAACAGAUGAUACAUCCCUUGGACAUCACCCUAGUAAAUCUUGUACAACCCUAUUAGUAGCAGCUCAUUUGUUUGACCAGCUGGCCCCAUUACUUAAAAAUGCCUAUAUAGUAGAACAGUGUCUGAUUAAGUUUUUAUUGAGAAUCAACAGCUAUGAUAAAGAGGAACAGUCACUUAUAUGUAACAUGUUUGAUCUAAUGUGGUCAUUAAUGCAGGAUUUUGAAAUAAAGGGCUGUAUGGAAAGUCUUUCAGUUUCACUUCUUUCCCUGUAUAGAUUUUCUCCAGCUUUACCAGACUUUAAAUACCAUAAAGAUUAUUUGAACUUGCUGUUAUCUAUUCUUCAUCAUCAACAAACCAGAAGAUAUUUAUUAAGUAAUGUAUUAUUUGAUAAAAUCAAAUUUGCCAUGUUUAUGCAUAUUAAAUCUCCAGACGAUAAACAGCUGUCAGAGUUUGUACCAGUAAUAUGGUUUGAUUUGGAAAAAGAUGUAGACAAGAGUAUAAAGGAGGAGAAUGAUAAGAAUAAACAGAAAUAUUUAAAGUCAUGUGACCAGCUACAGAAUUCAGUUCAAGAUGUUGAGAAGAUUCAGGUUGAAGUACUGAAAAAGUUGAUGAUCCACACAGAUGUGGUAGAGCAAAAAACCACCAGAAUCAUAUUUAUGGAAAAGUGCAGGAAGUUUUUUAAAGAAAACAGUGGACUAGGAAGGAUCCAGCAUGGCAGUUUAUGUCCAAGUUCAGUCAUACUAUGUAUGUUUCAUAGACUUAUACAGGCAGUUAGAUUUUGCUGGGAUAAAUUUCAAGAAGAAGAUCCUUGCAGAUUUGUUACAAGUUCAGAUGCUUAUAUACCAAUUCACCAGUUUUGGUCAGAAACCAUUGAUUACUUUGAGUUCCAGCGAUGUGGUGGUUUGAUUUCACAUGUAAACAGAAUGUUAGGAAGUGAGGUCAAUAAAGCACAAGGUCUUUCUGCUGCUGGUUCAGAACAAACUCUGUCUCUUAUGUCCUCUGUCGUCUCCAAACGAUCAGAUGAUUAUCCACCUUUAGAGAUGCCUAGUGGUAACAGUUUAAUGGAGUUAUUAGACGGCUUAGUUAUGAUGUAUCAUAUAGCAGCACACAAACAAUUAGGCAAGAGAUGUAACCUGAGAGACAACAUGAAAGAAUUUGUAGAAUCAUUACAAGACACACAAGAGAAAAUUAAUAAGUGUCCCCCUGAUGAGGAUGCUGGAAUUAGAGAAGAAUUAAACCGAGCUUAUAAAGUCUUUCUCAGUAAGAUAGAAGAGCAAUCCAGAAAAAUGGCCUGGGUUACAGCAGUAACAUAUUCUAAGACAAAGCGUAGUGAUAUAGAAUGGUUAUUGAAGGUUGUAUUACAGACAAUCAAGAGAGCAGCUGGCUAUAAACUAUUGUUCCAAUAUGUACCGGAGUACUACAUACUGACUGCCAUCAAUGCCUUUAAUGCCUUGUUUAACUUCUUCCAUCCAACAGUGCCUUUUGAAUCUCUUGAUAAUUACAACGAAACCCUCCAUAACUAUGCUUUAUUUAUAACCAGACAUUUUUCUGAUCAUCGAAUAUUAAAUCCAGAUGUGAGAGAAGAAGUGGUACAGGCCUUAGCUUGCUUUAUAUGUUAUCCAGAGUCUCUCAAAGUUCUAGAAAGCCUGCCAGAAGAAAAAACCAAAGAAAUGAUAGAGGCUUUAAUUACUCCCCAUGAGAACAGAUCUUUGUCACAGACAAAUUGGAUUCUAGUCAGAAUAUGGAAGGGCUGUGGCUUUAGGUUCAGAUUUACACAUUUACCUCACUUGGUGCCUUCUAAAGUUCAGACAGCUCAGUUUGGAUUUGCCAGUCUACAAAAACCACUGCCAUCCUAUGUGUUCCAAGAACUGAUAAGGAAAUUGUUACUUCAAGAUGGGGAAAGAUCAACAAAGUUUCUAGAUAUGAUACUGAACCAACUGAACUGGUCAUUCUCAGAGUUUAUAGGUCUGAUGCAGGAAAUCCAACAAAAAGUGACAUCUCCUGAGUUAGUUAUUCUGGAAAGUAGACAGCUAAAGAUUUGUGCCACCUGUUUUGAGAUAGCUGUAUGUUUGAUGAGAAUUAUAGAAAUGAUUGUCACCAAAGUGCCUGAAGUUUUCUUAGACCCUGCCUUGUCAUCAUCAGAACUUCUCCUGAAAAGACUUAUACAAGUAUUAUGUCAAAUAUUAAACAGAAUAACAGCCAGGAAUGGAAUAUUUGAAGGCGUUGUUUCAUUAUUUAUUCAAGGACUGCCAAAUGUUUCCUACUUCCCUAUAGCUGGAGCAAUGAUUGGUAUACUUAUACAGUUAGUCAUUAAAUCCAGUUCUGAAAGCAAACAGUCAGUACUGAGAUACCUGAUAUCAGAUCCUGGAUUUAAAGUACAAUCUUUAGAAUACCUGGUAGGGAAAUUAUCAUCAGAUACAAAGAAUGAUCAAGAUAUCUUGCUAGAAGAAAAGACAGAUGUGGAAGAGCUUACACAAUAUCUGAAAUUGAAUGAAAAUACUGAAUUCACACAACAUCAUGUGAAAGAAGAUGACUUGUGUACAAUCUGUUACUCUGAUCAGAUGUCCGUCAUGUUUGUUCCAUGUGGGCACCAGUCUUGUAGGAACUGUAUAAGUCACCAAAUGAUGAGUAAGAAAGAGUGCUUCUUUUGUAAAACAGCCAUUACUGAUGUCACAGACUUAACAGGUGCUUCAAUCUUAACAAAAUCAGGAAAAUCAGGAAAAUUAGGGGGAUCAGGAAAAUCAUAGAAAUGAUAUAUACUAAUUGUAAAUAGAUUUUCUUGAUUGUUAUUCAUGAAGUCAAUUAUUUUUAGUGAAAUUUAUCUAUUUAUCUAUUUAUUUUAUAGUUGUCCUUUGUAUCUAAUGAGAAGUAAUUUAAUUUGUUUACUGUUGCAAGUAGAAAUUCAAGUACUCUUUGCCAAAUUCACUAAAAAACCAUUAGCCUUAAAAUGGGCCAAAAAUAUGGGUUCAUUUGAAUGGACUCUCAUACUAGUGUUUCCUUUUUGAUUCAGUCUCAAAUCUCUUCUAGUUAAAAUUAAUAUCAAUUAGAUAUUACUAUUUUGACCAUUAUUUCAUUAUUGAGUGAUAAUGAUUAAAUGAAACAUAAAGAUGAUUAUCACUAUUUUGUGUAUUUUCCCUUUGAUCACUUUUUGUGAUAAUUAUACCCCUGCUUUAACCCGCUUUAAAAAAGGGGGGUAUACUGUUUUACCUCUGUCAGUCCGUCCGUCCGUCCGUCAGUCCGUCCGUCCGUCCCAUGAAUAUUUUUCGUCACAUUUUUCUCAGGAACUGCAAUACUAGGAUUUCUGAGAUUUGGUUUCAGUGUUUAUCUAAGUCAGCUAUACCGUGUGAUGUGUUUUCAGAUCGAUCACUUGACAACUUCCUGUUUACCGAACACUUGUAUGAUUUAACACAUGAUAGCCAAGUUGAAAAUUUUCGUCACACUUUUCUCAGGAACUACAAUACAAGGAUUUCUGAAAUUUGGUUUCAGGAUUUAUAUAAGUCAGCUAUAAAGUGUGAUGCGUUUUCAGAUUCAUCACUCGACAACUUCCUGUUUACCGAACACUUGCAUAUUUUUACACUAUUUAUUUUUUCGUCGCAUUUUUCUCAGGAACUACAAUACAAGUAUUUCUGAAAUUUGGUUUCAGGGUUUAUCUAAGUAAGCUAUACUGUGUGAUGCGUUUUCAGAUUGAUCACUUGACAACUUCUUGUUUACCGAACACUUGCAUAUUUUUACACUUCAUUUUUUCGUCGCAUUUUUCUCAGGAACUACAAUACAAGGAUUUCUGAAAUUUGGUUUCAGGGCUUAUCUAAGUCAGCUAUACCGUGUGAUGCAUUUUCAGAUUGAUCACUUGACAACUUCCUGUUUACCGAACACUUGUAUGAUUUUACACAUGAUAGCCAAGUUGAAAAUUUUCGUCACACUUUUCUCAGGAACUACAAUACAAGGAUUUCUGAAAUUUGGUAUAUCUAAGUCAGCUAUACAGUGUGAUGCGUUUUCAGAUUGAUCACUUGACAACUUCCUGUUUACCGAACACUUGUAUGAUUUUACACAUGAUAGCCAAGUUGAAAAUUUUCGUCACACUUUUCUCAGGAACUACAAUACAAGGAUUUCUGAAAUUUGGUUUCAGGAUUUAUAUAAGUCAGCUAUACCGUGUGAUGCGUUUUCAGAUUGAUCACUUGAGAACUUCCUGUUUAUCGAACACUUGCAUAUUUUUACACUAUUUAUAUUAUCCACUUGCGGCGGGGGUAUCAUCAGUGAGCAGUAGCUUGCAGUUUCACUUGUUUUUCAUAUCAUGCUGCUCGCUUGAAAUGGACAAAUUAUUGCUGGAAAACUAAGGAGGCACAUGGCGUUGCUAAAGAAAUUGACAUGAAAUUGACAGUUUUGUCAUAGGUGAAAUAGCGAUUUAUAAACAGAUUAUCAUUGGUCAUCUCAACUUGAUUGCUUUUCUAACUUUUGCUGUACUAGCUCAUGCGAGAAAAUCGAUCUAGUUGAGAUGAUCACAUAAUCUAUAAAUAUCUCAGAAACCUACUGUGUUAUAACAUAAAUCUCAAUUUUAAAACUAUGUAACAGCCAGAAGUUAAAAUUUUAGAUCAUUAUAACACCAUCUUUUUGCCACCUAAUCUGAAGAUUUCCGUUAUGGUUCAAGUGCAAGCUUUUUAGAUAGUUAUCUUCCGGCAGGGGUAUGUUUAUCUCAUACAAGCAAUUUUCCAUUAAGAUACUAUUGAUAGUGAUUUCAUAAACCCUUUUUCUCUAAAGUGAAUAUAUAUAUUAUAAAAUUAUCUAGUCAUAACCAGGGUUGUUUUAUUUAUAAUCGUUAUCAUCAAUAAAACCAUUAAGUGAUUUGCCAAAUGGAAUGUUUCUUUUUGAAUGUAUUAUGGCACACAUUCAAAGAAAGUUUCCUACGAAUAUUUAGACCAGGUUAUGGAUUAAUUGAUUCUUUGAGGAGACUGUUUUUUCACUGGUAAACAAAAAAGUGUUUUGUGUGUGUGAUACCUUCUGUUACAGAGAAAUGACUGUGAUAAAUUAUAUUAGUAGUUAACAAUAUUAUAUGUAAUAAUUAUAAUGUGUAUAUGGGUAACAUGAUAAAGGCCAUAUUUACACAUAUAUAUUUUGUACUCUUCGUCAUUUUGUUCAUUUUUUUUAUGAUAUAAAUUUGAAAGGUUGAGGACAAAAAAGAUGAAAAGAAAUCUGAUUUUUGUUGUUAGUCAGCUGAAUUUUCAACUUUGAAGUUUAUGAUUAAUUUAAGAAUGUAAUAAAAUGUGAAUUGAC